AUGGUUGAUGAGCAUGAUCAAUUCCUGCCUAUUGCCAAUGUGGGCAGGAUCAUGAAGCAGACCCUGCCACCAAGUGCCAAAAUUUCAAAAGAAGCCAAGGAAACAAUUCAAGAAUGUGCAACAGAGUUCAUAAGUUUUGUGACUGGGGAAGCUUCUGACAAGUGUCACAAGGAGAACCGAAAGACGGUGAACGGCGAUGACAUCUGUUGGGCUCUGAGUUCACUAGGGUUUGAUGCUUAUGCUGAGGCUACAUCCAAGUAUUUGUAUAAAUAUAGGGAGUUUGAAAGAGAGAGGGCUAACCAAAACAAAGCAGCUAGUACUAGCACUGAAGACAAAGAUGAAGCAACAACACAUAAAGAUAGCCAACCAAUUGGUAAGCAAACUGAAACUCCAACUCCAAUUCCAACUCCAAUAGAUUUUAUAGUCAUUGAGAAGGGUGAGAGCUCUCUCACAAAGCCAUCUUGA
This is a messenger RNA of Cornus florida, 465 nucleotides long. RefSeq names its product nuclear transcription factor Y subunit B-4. The record is from RefSeq and is a predicted model, not a curated record. The transcript has a single exon. Bases 1 to 465 code for a protein of 154 amino acids. Gene Ontology annotation, molecular function: DNA-binding transcription activator activity, RNA polymerase II-specific; protein heterodimerization activity; RNA polymerase II cis-regulatory region sequence-specific DNA binding. Gene Ontology annotation, cellular component: nucleus; CCAAT-binding factor complex. Gene Ontology annotation, biological process: regulation of transcription by RNA polymerase II. NCBI's taxonomy places the organism in Eukaryota, Viridiplantae, Streptophyta, Magnoliopsida, Cornales, Cornaceae.